This is a messenger RNA of Sitodiplosis mosellana (orange wheat blossom midge), 1394 nucleotides long. It is a transcript of the gene Gbeta76C, whose product is annotated as guanine nucleotide-binding protein subunit beta-2. Lineage: Eukaryota; Metazoa; Arthropoda; Insecta; Diptera; Cecidomyiidae. Gene Ontology annotation, molecular function: signaling receptor complex adaptor activity; protein binding. Bases 99 to 1142 code for a protein of 347 amino acids. Gene Ontology annotation, biological process: G protein-coupled receptor signaling pathway. The transcript is spliced from 9 exons. The record is from RefSeq and is a predicted model, not a curated record. Gene Ontology annotation, cellular component: cytoplasm; heterotrimeric G-protein complex.
GAAAAAUCAAAAAGGCCAUAAUUUCAGUUGGAAUUGGUCUACCAAAUGACAGUCUUCUUUCAGUUUAGCUAGUGAUCACGUUAAAAAAUAGUGUAAAAAUGGCACCAAAAGAGGAUCCAGAAAUUACUGCACUUAAAAAGGAACUUGAUGAUUUAAUUGCGAAAUUUAAGGAAGAACAAAAGAAAGUCGCCGAUUGUACCAUAGCGGAUAAGUGUGGCGAUUUGGCUGCUGUUCCAAAGGUUCCAUUGACAACAAAACGCUCACUAAAAGGACACAUCAAUAAAGUGAAUUCAGUUCAUUAUUCAGAUGAUUCGAGACAUUGCGUUUCUGGUUCACUCGAUGGAAAACUCAUCAUUUGGGACACUUGGACUGGAAAUAAGAUUCAGGUAAUUCCGCUGCGAUCGGCCUGGGUAAUGAGUGUGGCGUAUGCCGCAUCUGGAAAUUUUGUUGCUUGUGGUGGAAUGGAUAACAUGUGUACGGUGUACGAUGUAAAUAAUCGUGAUUCAAGUGGCGCAGCGAAAAUUGUGCGGGAAUUGGCUGGCUAUGAAGGAUUUUUGAGCUCAUGCCGUUUCCUCGACGAUACACACAUUGUCACUGGCUCUGGUGAUAUGAAGAUCAUGGUAUGGGAUUUGGAGGCUGGCAAGAAAACAGUCGAAAUGGAUGGACAUGAGGGAGAUGUGGUUUCAAUCUCUUUGUCGCCAGACAAAAAGACUUUUGUUACUGGUUCAGUUGACAAAACGGCCAAACUUUGGGAUCUUCGUGAAAAUAAGCCAAAGCAAACAUUCUUCGGUCAUACUGCUGAUGUUAAUAGUGUAUUUUAUCAUCCAAGUGGUCAAGCAUUUGCCUCGGCCUCGGAGGAUAAGACCUCAAGAAUGUUUGAUAUUCGUUCGGACCAACAAGUUGCCAACUAUGCUCCACAGAAUCCAAACAGUGGUUUCACUUCUUGUGCUCUGUCUUUCAGUGGCCGAUAUUUGUUCUGCGGAGCAGAUGAUAAUAGUAUUUAUGCUUGGGAUACAUUGAAAACUACUGCUGCUGGUUCGCUAAAUGGCCAUGAAAAUCGUGUGACAUCCCUUACCAUUGCACCGAAUGGCAUGGCUUUGGUUUCAUGCAGCUGGGAUCAGUAUGUCCGUGUGUGGGGUUGAAUGUACUCUCCGUGCCCAUUGCUGCUGUUCCAUUUUCAAUAAUUUGAUUAGCUUUCAUAUUUCUAAUACGACAAUUAUUUUGCUUCCAAUUCAACUUUUUACCACAGAAAUGAAGAAAAGAAAAAGAUUAUUUAAUAUUUAUUAUUAGCCUCACAAAGUAUUAAACGACUGCACCCAAUGUAUUUCACUUAAAAAUGAAAAUAUUUGGAAAACAACAUAUCUUCAAUAAAUAAACUAUUUUAGAUUUUAAAA